Molecule: messenger RNA, 1900 nt
Organism: Sphaerodactylus townsendi
Lineage: Eukaryota; Metazoa; Chordata; Lepidosauria; Squamata; Sphaerodactylidae
Product: 2'-5'-oligoadenylate synthase-like protein 2
Exons: 6
Coding region: 440-1702 (420 amino acids)
Biological process (GO): negative regulation of viral genome replication; defense response to virus; regulation of ribonuclease activity
Cellular component (GO): cytosol; membrane; nucleoplasm
Molecular function (GO): protein binding; double-stranded RNA binding; 2'-5'-oligoadenylate synthetase activity
Source: RefSeq, a predicted model, not a curated record
UGUAACAAGGCUUUGAAAGCAAGCUGAGAUCUGUACUUCGGGACUAAAUUUCCAAAAGCACCGAAGCUCAGACUUCCCAACAAAUGCAAGUAACCAUGCAAUCGCAGUCUUAAUUUUAUUUGGCAUAUUUUCUUAUUUUUAUUUCCCCUUAAACUGAGAAAACAGGGAAAAAACGCUAAAGAAACUUUCUGAUAAGAAGAAUACAAAGGGUUUUUUUAAUCCUACUGUUUUCUGUGCAAUACUUUUUUCCUUUCAACACGUGUAUUUUUCCCGUCUUUUAUAUUGAAAGCAGACAGUGGGUAAAUGUGGCAAAAAUGACACCGACCGCUCCACCUUAACUGCUGGGGCGUAACCCCAGUGACGGGGAACCAAAUAAGAAGAACGGAGCCGGCUGAGCUUCACACCAGCAACGUGGGGCAGAAGGUGCCGAUCCGAAGCGAUGGAACUCUACCAGGUCUCCUCUUGCGAUCUCCAAGGGUGGAUUGCUGCGCAACAGCCUAGCGAGGAGUUCCUGGAGAUCAUCCAAGCUGUCGUGCAACGAAUCUGCAAUUUCUUGAGACAUGGUUUCUCCAUAAAUGCUAAAGUAAUCAAGUUGGUAAAGGCAGGUUCUGCUGGGCAAGGAGUAAUGCAAGACAAUUCAGAUGCUGAUCCAAUUCUACUUCUCAACUGGUUCUCCAGUUAUGAAGAUCAGAGAGAGAGGUCUGCAUGUGUGAUUGAUUCCUUGAAGCAGGGUGUGAUCCAAGAGGAACGGAAUCUCGCCUACAAAGUUAAUAUCUUGUCUUCAGAGGCAAAGGAAGGACCACCAUGCUCACUCUUGUUGACUCUCCAAUCAAAAAAUAAGAAGGAGUCUGUGGAGGUGAACAUCCUUCCAGCAUUUGAAGUUUUAGGGCAGAUAACUUUGACAUACAAGCCACCUCCCAACGUCUAUGUGGAUCUGAUCCAGGCCACCAAGGACCCUGGCGAGUUCUCUACUUCUUUCAUCGAAUUGCAGAGGAACUUUGUGAAGCAGUGCCCUGAAAAACUCAAGGAUCUGCUGCGACUGGUCAAGCACUGGUACAAGGAGAACCUCAAAAAAGUUUACCCGUCAUCAUCUUUGCCCUCCAAGUUUGCCCUGGAGUUGCUGACCAUAUAUGCCUGGGAGGAAGGAACAAAAAAGGCAGAAGAGUUCAACAUGGCAGAAGGGUUUUGCACUGUGAUGAAGUUGUUGGUUCAGUACAAAGACCUCUGCUUCUACUGGACUGAGUACUACACACUUGAGGAUCCCACAAUAGGGACACAUGUGAAAGAAAAGCUGAGGGGGACACGUCCGGUCAUUCUGGAUCCAGCAGAUCCAACAAGAAAUUUAGGCAUGGAGAAUGGUUGGGAUCUGUUGGCCAAAGAAGCUUUCAGCUGCCAGAACCAGCUAUGCUGCAAGAAAGAUGGUGUUUCUGUUAAGCCCUGGACUGUGCAGCCAGCCAGAGCUGUUCAAGUAAAGUUGAAGCAGCAGAAAGGAACAAGCCAGGAUCUAUCAUGCAGCCCCUAUGAUACCAUUGGGCAGAUCAAAGAGAAGUUUGGAUUAGAAGGGCAUAUCGGCAUCUACGAGAAGCGCACAGCCAUGCAGGAGCUUGGUGUAGAGAAUGCAGUGCUGCAGAAUGACAAGGCGUUAGCUGAUUAUGGUGUGUUCUAUAAUAUCACUCUCCUGCAGCUCCAUACUAAGCAAUAGCAGAUAGAAGCUUGUGUGAAAACAGAAACUCAGUUAAUAGCAGAACCUCAGGUCUACAGACACUUGCCCGGUGACACCACUGGCGUAAUGCCCAUUGGGCAAGGUAGGCAGCUGCCCAGGGCAUGACCUUGUGGGGGGCAUCAAAAUGCUGGGUUCGUUUUUGGAUAUUUUUAGUGGUUUUCCAUUGUUGGCCUUCAG